Jatropha curcas is the source of this 1823-nucleotide messenger RNA. RefSeq lists its product as hypothetical. The record is from RefSeq and is a predicted model, not a curated record. NCBI's taxonomy places the organism in Eukaryota, Viridiplantae, Streptophyta, Magnoliopsida, Malpighiales, Euphorbiaceae. Gene Ontology annotation, molecular function: nucleotidase activity.
UAGGAGUGCAAAUCAGCCAUGUCUUGUUUGCUAUUCCAGAUUCCAAUUACAGUAAAUAAGUCUUUAAUCUUUUUCGCAACGCGUCAAAUUCAUAAAAAGAAAGUUAUGCUUGAAAAUAUUUUUUCAAUUUAUAAAAAUUGAACACUCAACUGUCAUUUUCAUUCGGAAUUUGAAAAUUUUGGAUGCACAGGUAAUGAAUGGACUGAAAUUUGACUCUAAUCGUGUACAAUCUAGUUUUCCUCUUACUUUUAAUUGAGAAAUAAAAAAGGUUAUUUUUUAAAUUUUUUAUUAAAAAAAAAGGUAAAAUAAUUGCAUGGCGUCCAGAUAUUGGUCCGGAUUUUAACUGCCGCUAGACGCGGAGAGCACACUGGUAAAACGACCGGUCCAGUAACUUGAUUGAACUGGAUUCCAUUUUAUAAAUAGCAUUAGCUAAUUUUUCUGCAAUUCUAUUUCUUACUCCAAAUCCGAGAAAUGACAACCUCCGUCAAGAACAACUUCUUGCCUCCGUCUCUCAUCUCAAAUCUCCAGCAAGUUCUCAUCGCUAGAAAUGACGUCGCCGAUGCCGGUGUAGAACAGUCCUCAAACAAUGAUAUCCAUGAUGAUCCCAAUCCAGUUGCUUUUAAUGCAUCUUCUUCUUCUCCAAGUAGUCUCCAGAGCAAUGUCUAUGGUGAUUGUGAAAAGGAAAUAGUUUUGGUCACUAAUGGAGAAGGAAUAGAGUCCUCUGGACUCACUUCUCUGGUCGAAGCUCUUGUUCGUGAUGGCCGUUUUAAUGUUCAUGUCUGCGCUCCCCAAUCUGAUAGAUCUGUUUCUGGCCACUCAGUAACGAUUAGGGAGACGCUCGCUGCUCGUUCUAUUGAAAUUAGCGGCGUCACUGCUGCUUAUGAAGUUUCUGGGACUCCUGCGGACUGUGUUUCUUUAGCCUUAUCAGGGGCACUGUUCUCCUGGACUAAGCCUGCCCUGGUGAUCAGUGGAAUAAACAGAGGAUCAAGCUGUGGUCAUAACAUGUUCUACUCAGGUGCUGUUGCUGCUGCAAGGGAAGCAUUGAUUUGUGGCGUACCAUCUCUUUGCAUAUCAUUGAACUGGAAGGAUGGAGUAAGCUGCGAAAAUGACUUGAAGGAUGCAGCCAAUGUUUGUUUGCCAUUAUUGUAUGCUGCGAUAAGGGAUAUAAAGAAGGGAAACUUCCCCAAAACUUGCUUGCUGAACGUAGAAAUUCCCACUUGUCCCAUUGCAAACAAGGGCUUUAAAGUAACAAGGCAGAGUGCAUGGAGGUCCUCUUUGAGAUGGCAAGCAGUGGCAGCAAACAGGCAUCCUUCUGCUGGCAAUUUCAUGUCCAAUCAACAAAGCCUGGGUAUGAAGCUUGCACAACUCAGCCGAGAUGCCUCUGCCGCAGGUGCAGCUCGCCGCUUCAAUUCACAUAGGAAAAACGUAGAGAUUGAAUCUGUUGGAAUUGCAGGAAAAGUUAAUCCCCCAAAAACUUUGAAGAAAUACUUCCGUUUAGAGCUUUCAGAAAAGGAGCAGGAAGACAUUGAAGAGGAUCUAGAUUUCAGAGCACUUGAGAAUGGAUUUGUUGCGGUAACUCCUUGUUCCUUAACUACUGAACCGGAGAUCCAAAACGUGUUGUCUAAUUGGAUGGCAACUGCCCUUGCCACCGAUUAAUAAUGUUCUGUCGAAUUGUAUUCGGGGUGUGCGUUUUGUUAAGUUAUAGGCUAUGCUGCGAGGCCUUACAUAGUCAAUUUAGAUUGACAGUGAAUGGAUCUAUUAUUAUUAUUAUUAUUAUUAUUAUUAUUAUUUUGAAUAUGAAUGGAUGAAUUUUGAUUUUUAAA